Messenger RNA from Rubroshorea leprosula, 665 nucleotides. Lineage: Eukaryota; Viridiplantae; Streptophyta; Magnoliopsida; Malvales; Dipterocarpaceae. The record is from the annotation of a GenBank genome assembly.
AUACAAUUUACAAACAUUUAGAUUCCAGAAUUGUAGAUCUCUCAAAAUGCCUCAUGAAGGAUUAGAAAAUUUAAUCAACUUGAGGCAUCUCCACUUCAAUAAUGAAAAUUGUAUGCCUGCAAACCUUGGGAGACUGACAUAAAUGGGUGAUCUUAUCCUUGGUCCUGUCAUAGAAGUCACCAUAUCCAAGCUGAUUUCAGCUGCUGCCGAGCAAAUCAACCUUGCAGUCAGUUGGAAGCAGGAACUCAUCAUUCUCCAAAACAAACUAGUCUUGAUUCAGGCUGUGUUGCAAGAUGCUGGACAAAGGCAAGUUACAGACAUGGCUGUGAAGCACUGGCUCCUCAGGCUCAGGCAAGUGGCAGAUGAUGCUGAUUACAACAAAGAUUUUAAAGUCAAAUUAGAGCUAAUCUCAUUAGGACAAAGAUUUUACAGUCAAGCAAAUCUCAUUGAGAGUUAAGGUAUGGUUCAUUUUUUUCUUUAUUUCCUUGUAAUUUUAUAGAUUUACAGUCAAAUUUUACACACCCAAAAAAAGAAAAAAGAUAUUACUGGGUAUAGUGAUAAAUCAGUUGGUGUAUGUCAAAGAAUUGUUUUCGAUUCUUGUUUUUGAGCUGUUAAACGGCCCAAUUUUCGGUUGGCAAUGUUGUUGGACAGUUAUUGGGUCAAGU